AUGUAAUCAGAACUUGAGAUUUAAGCAGUGAUAGGAUUUACAGGUAUUUAUAAUAUUUAUAAUAAAAGGAAAAAUAACUUAAGGAUUAGUUUUACAUCCAGAUAAUGAAGUAUAAUAUAUUAUAUUAGCUUAAAGCAUGUUAUUUAUCCAUUGGGUUCAACCAUCGUAGUUAGACAUAUAAUUACUAGAUAAUAAACAUUUUUAAGGUAUGGAUAAGUGAUAUAUUAAAUUAGAGGACAUGAUAAUUAGAUCUCUGUGAUAACAGUUUCUAGAAGUGGAGAUUAUGUAGCAUCUGGAUAAAAAACUUAUAUGGGAUUCUAAGCUGAUAUUAUAAUAUGGGAUUUCAAAGACAGAAGCAUGAUUCAUAGAUUAAAAUUACAUAAGGUGUUGAUUUAAUCACUAAGCUUCUCUUAUAAUGAAUUAUACUUGGCAUCAUUGGGUGGAAUUGAUGAUAAAAAUAUGUUGAUUGUUUGGGAUAUUAAAGCAGGAAAGGCAUUGUAUGGAACACCUAAUCGUGAUCCUGUAAAUUAAGUCUAAUUUUACAACUAAUCAGAUGAAAAAAUGAUAGCAGUUUUAAAUACUGGAGUAUAGAUUUUAACAAUAGAUAAAUAAAAUAAAAAGGUAUAAUAGAAGAUUAUAUAAAGAUUUAAUCUGUUGAUGUGAAUUUUGGAAAUGUUAAAAGAACCUUUAAUUGUGUUGCAAUAGAUAAAAAUGAUAAAUUUUGUUAUUGUGGAACAAAAACAGGAGAUGUAUUUGAAGUUUAAAUGGAUAUGGCCAUUUAUAAAAGAUUGGCACCAGUCAAGAAAUUAUUUUCAUAAGGAGUUAAUUGUUUAGGUCUAUUACAAAAUGGUGAUAUAAUAGUUGGAGCAGGAGAUGGUAUGAUUGCAAAAGUGUCAUUUUAAACAAUGUAAAUAGUGGCUAGUAGUGAAUUAUUAGGAGGUGUGACAUCUAUUUCAUUUACAAAUGAUUAGACUCACUUUUUUGCAGGAACUAGUCAAAGCAAUAUUUAUUGGUUGGAUACAGAAAAAUUAAUACCAGAAUUAAGAAAUACAUGUCAUUAUGAAAGAAUUAAUGAUGUAGCCUUCCCUCAUAAUUAUUCAGAUGUAUUUGCUACUAGUUCAUUAAAUGAUAUAAGAGUUUGGAAUGCUAAGAAUAGAUAAGAAUUACUUAGAAUUUAAGUUCCAAAUCUUGAAUGUUGGGCUGUUGCUUUUAUGAAUGAUGGUAAAAGUAUUGUAAGUGGUUGGAGUGAUGGAAAGAUUAGAGCCUUUUUACCAUAAUCAGGUAGAUUGCUAUAUGUAAUUAAUGAUGCACAUAUUCAUGGUUGUACGUCUUUGACUUGUACAUCUGAUUGUUAAAGAAUUAUUUCAGGUGGAUCAGAAGGAGAAGUCAGAGUAUGGGAAAUAGGAAAAUAAACUUAAGUUAUGAAAUCUUCAAUGAAAGAACAUAGAGGAAGAGUAUGGUCUAUUUAAGUUAGAAGAAAUAAUGAGUAAGCAGUUAGUGCUAGUGCAGAUGGAUCUUGUAUUAUUUGGGAUCUUAAAUCAUUUACCAGAGUUAUGUGUUUAUUUGAAAGUACCUUAUUCAAAAUGGUUUUGUAUCAUCCUGAAGAGAGUUAAUUAUUAACUACAGGAAGUGAUAGAAAAGUAUCUUAUCAUUUUAUAAAAGAUUACUUAUUGGGAAACCUUUGAUGGAUAAGCUAUCAGAAUGUUGGAUGGAUCUGAAGAGGGUGAAGUUAAUGCUUUAGCAAUUACUAAGGAAGGAGAGCAUUUUGUAUCAGGAGGAGAAGAUAAGGAAGUUAAAUUAUGGGGAUAUGAUGAAGGAAUCUGUUAUUUUAAAGGUUAAGGACAUUCGGGUACUAUAACAAGAGUAUUUUUUAAUUUUAAAUUAGAUUACUAUAAGUCCUGAUUAAAAAACUAUUAUAUCAGUUGGAGCAGAAGGAGCCAUAUUUAUAUGGAAAAUGCCUGAAUCUGUUAUAAACUCUAAAGCAUAAUAAGAAUUACCAACUGUUCAAAGCAUAAAAAAACAAAAUGAGUUUCAAUAAUAAUAAUAAUAAUAAUAAUAAUAAUAAUAAUAAUAAUAAUAAUAAUAAUAAUAAUAAUAAUAAGUACCUAAAGAUGCAUAAUCAUAAAAAUCAAAUCCAAAUGCUAAAUCAGUCAAAUCAGGAACCAAAUCAUCAAAAAAAUGA
Molecule: messenger RNA, 2182 nt
Organism: Paramecium pentaurelia
Lineage: Eukaryota; Ciliophora; Oligohymenophorea; Peniculida; Parameciidae
Source: the annotation of a GenBank genome assembly